Neopelma chrysocephalum (saffron-crested tyrant-manakin) is the source of this 680-nucleotide messenger RNA. Its product is annotated as claw keratin-like. Gene Ontology annotation, cellular component: intermediate filament. The transcript has a single exon. The annotation marks the transcript as partial. The record is from RefSeq and is a predicted model, not a curated record. Lineage: Eukaryota; Metazoa; Chordata; Aves; Passeriformes; Pipridae. Gene Ontology annotation, molecular function: structural constituent of cytoskeleton.
AUGUCCUCAGGAGCUCUGCUGAGCAGCGGCUGCUCGUCCCCCUGCGAGGUGACCUGCCCCGAGCCCUACGUGGACGCCUGGAGCCAGCCCUGUGUCACCUCCUGCGGGGACUCCCGGGCCGUGGUCUACCCCCCUCCCGUGGUGCUGACCUUCCCAGGGCCCAUCCUGAGCUCCUGCCCCCAGGAGAGCAUCGUGGGCACCACCCUGCCCCAGCCCAUCGGGGGCAGCUCGGGGGGCUCCUACGGAGGAGGGAGUUCCAUGGGGGGAAUGGGGGGAAUGGGGGGCUCCUAUGGGGGCAGCUCCAUGGGGGGAAUGGGGGGAAUGGGAGGAAUGGGAGGCUCCUAUGGGGGCAGUUCCAUGGGGGGAAUGGGGGGAAUGGGUGGAUCCUAUGGGGGCAGCUCCAUGGGGGGCACAUAUGGGGGCAGUUCCAUGGGUGGCUCCUAUGGGGGCAGCUCCAUGGGGGGGGGAAUGGGUGGCUCCUAUGGAGGGGGCAGCUCCAUGGGGGGCUUCGGGGGCUCCUCUGGAGGGGGUAGAUCCUUUGGGGGCUCCUAUGGAUCCAGGAGGUCCUUUGGGGGCUCCUAUGGGGGCAGGAGGUCCUUUGGCUCCUGCUCCUCCGGGGGGGGUUCCUAUGGAGGGGGCAGCUGCUAUGGGGGGGGCAGCUCCUACGGGGGUUCCAGGAG